CCUGCCUCCACCAACAUACAGGGAAGGGACCUGUGUGUGCGGAGGGGUGUCACUUCCCCAGGGCACAGACGCAGAAUGGGGGUCUCCUCUCUACCCCUCUUCUUUGUAAUCCCUGUCGUCUUGCAGACCAACAGGAGACACAGUGAAAGCCCAACUUGAAUUGCGGGAUGAUUGUCAACUAAUUGCAGCUGAGUUGUGGACAAGACAUGGAAAAUUGCGGAAAAGUAAUAAUGGCCUUUAUUAAUUGGGGUCAUUUGCAAAAGCCAGAGAAGAUCUAUUUGUUUAAGAAAAAUUUGCUAGGACAAUAGAAACACUCAAGUAUUAUCAAAAAGCAUGAGGAGUACUUGUGGCACCUUAGAGACUAACAAAUUAUGCUAGCUAAUUUUUUUUGAUAAUCGGACAUUUUGCUGCAACUGUAUUACAGUUAUUAAUGUGCGGGACUGACAGCAGGCUUAUCAGUGCACAGAGCACACGGGAAUCAAUACAGGAGCAUAGCGUGGUGGUGAACACACAGAUACCUUUUUUUUUAUUAUUAUUAUUAAACAGGAUCAUUUUUUGUGACACUUAAACCUCAAGUUUUGCCUAUUUUAUGACUAGGUCUGAUACAGUCCACAUCAUAUUGUGUAUUAAUUGGUCUGGCUUGUGAAUGGCCCCAAAACACCAGCCUUCCUUGAGGGGGCUCUGUGUGCAACGGCCCAUGCCGCAGGCGGUUGAGUACCUAGGUGUGCUGGAGGCUGGCAUAUUAUGCCACUGCUCAUCUUUGUGGCAAAAGUUUUAGGCAGAGAGACUGAAGCAGGAGUUAUUCUUAUACAACAUCAUCUUGCUCUGCCUUUUGCUUUACCUCUUUUAAAGCUUUGGGGUGUCUUAUGGCUUGGUUGGUGCAAACAUCAGGGUCUUGUGGUUUUCCCAAAAGAAAGCGACCGUAUCGCUCAGUUAAACACUAGUGCUUGGCCGGGUCCUGCUGCAAAAAUCAUAUUUGGUGCACAUUGACGGUGCCUAAUGUCAACUUUAUUAAUUAGCUCCUCCUCCCCCUGUGCCUGGGUUGCAAUUAUUGAGAAUGUCAGUGACUGUAGGUGGUUAUUUUCCCCCUACCUUCUGCUGCAGUGUGUGGCUGCAAGUGACCUGCCAAGAUUAUCAGGGUCUAGCUCACUUACUCAUUUCCCUGCCAUUUGCGGCAACUUUGGGCAUCGGGGCAUCUUGGUCCUUCCAUUCUCUGCCUGUGGCACAAAGUUGAGGUUCCAGAGGGCUGUAAUAUUUGGUUUCCUUUUGGUUGCUGGGUGGUGGUGGCUUGUGAUAUACAGGAAAUGAGACUAAACUCGAAGACCCUGUGACAAGCUAUCUCCUUGACUGCAGAGCUGGUGUUCAGAGCCUACAUUCUGCUCCUCAGGGUCAGAGGGUGCUUUUUGUUAUUGGGGGGUUGGACUAGAUACCCAGUAACCUGUUCAGACAAAUGAAAAAUACUUAAUGCACACUGCACAAUCUUGCAACUAACUCCUUGACAGGCGGGGUUGUGCGUUGGUGAUGGUGAUGGUGAAGUGAAGGAUUUCAGCCCUUUACCGUUGCCGGUAGCAGGUUUAUCAGUGGACUCACUUCUUCCACCCACUGCAGGAGAGGUAAAAAUUUUCCACUUUAUUCACUCCUUUCAUACACAGCGGGUUGGUUCCUACUCACUUUCUUUCUUUGGUUUCUAAUCCCAGUUGCACACGGGUGAGUCGGGAGCUGCAUUCUUAGCACUAACAGUGCCAUGGGCAGUUCCAAGGAGCCCCGGAAAAUGCCACACAAUCCCUUCCACGCAGUCGGGAAGGUUAACGUCGGUAUCUCAGUAGGGGCGGUGCCGACUGAUGUUAUACAAUGCUUUGUGCAUCUGCUUGUGGAGCAUUGGACUCACCCUGUCGUUACCCUAGAGACUGGAUGUAUUGCAGAACGGUUAAGGGACCAGCUCUCAUGUUGUUUUGGACUCACCUAGGUAUCUGAACUCCACAUAGAUACAGACACACAGGAAAUCUGAUGCUAUCGAUCAAAUUUAGGCAACUGUUUCCCUGGAAAGGAGUUGACCAGUGGCCUAAACCUUGCCACAUCAUUGCCAUUUCUCCUUACCAGGAAAAGCAUUGGUUAAAAUACAGAUAAAAUCACAAGUGAAAUGAAUCGGAUUUAGGCUCAGGCUAAAGUCAAGUACCGGCCCAUGAUUUGGAAGCAUUAGUGUUCUCUGCUGUGGUGGUGGGGGCAGGGCAGUCUAGUAGCUCAGCUGCCUGUCGCAGUUGUGAAUGAACAUGGGACUGUGCCUUUCGCUCGCUGGCGCACGGGAAGACUGCCUUUCGCUCGCUGGCGCACGGGGAGACUGCCUUUCGCUCGCUGGCGCACGGGAAGACUGCCUUUCGCUCGCUGGCGCACGGGAAGACUGCCUUUCGCUCGCUGGCGCACGGGAAGACUGCCUUUCGCUCGCUGGCGCACGGGAAGACUGCCUUUCGCUCGCUGGCGAAACUGAAACUCAUCUCAUUGUAGUUUAACAUGACACAUGCUGGGCAUGAUGUGAAAUGUUCUGUUCACCUACCGGCCGAUUCCGAGUAUGAACUGGAACUCUUGGCCUACCUCUGCACUUCCUGUGGUUUCUCUCUGCAGAGCACGGUUGGAGGGUUUUGCCGUAUGCUUUGCAAGGUGACUUCAUUCUGGUGCUACACUUCAGCCAGGAGAGCUCAGCAUCAAGCCUCUGCUUUGUGAAGCGUCUUCAGAGGAUCCCGUGUGUUCGUUGGAAUUUUCGCAUGAGAUAAAGUGGCCUGGGGCUGGUGGGUUUACCGAGCGUAGACGCUUUAGCUGCAUUUUAACCAGAGCUGGCUGAUGUAACACCACAACUCAAGUUCUCACCCCAGGACAGAGCGCGCCUGAUCUUUUGGAAAGAAGAGGCUAAUCUAGGCUAUCCCCACAGAACUUGGUCUCCGGCAGCAGAAAGCAUGGCCAACACUUCCUGUGCCAUGGCAGGGGGACACUCUAAUGCAACAAUAGUGGAUUGUUAUGUGGAAGCAGACUUCCAGUACCAUCUCUUCACUAUCAUCUACAGCAUUGUCUUUGUACUGGGACUGCUAGAAAAUGUCUUGGCUCUCUGCCUUUUGAUCUGCAAGGUCAAGCACAGCUCUCACUCCUACAUCUACCUCAUCAACCUGGCUGUAGCAGAUACCUUGUUUGUUUGCAUGCUGCCCUUUAAAAUCCAUUACCACCUGAACCAGAACGAUUGGAUCUUUGGAGAUAUGGCUUGUAGGAUCACCGGGACCUUGUACUACAUCAACAUCUACGUCAGCAUUGCCUUCUUCACCUGCAUUUGCGUGGAUCGUUACGUGGCCGUGCUGCACCCCUUCGCCUACAUCCGGAUCAAAGUCACCCACUACAGGAUAGUGGUCACAGGCUUUUGGCUCGUUGCUGUAAGCAUCACGAUCCCACUUAUCCUUGGGGGGCCCCUUCACAACAAGGGCCCAGGGAACACGACUGCGUGCUUUGAGAACUUCUCGCCGACCAGCUGGACCCAUCGCAUGAUGCCCUACAAUGUCUGUGCCUUGCUGUUCGGCUUUGUCAUCCCGUUUGCCGUCAUCCUCAUCAGCUACCCGCUCAUCGCCAAGCGGAUCGCCCACACCAGACGCAGCAUUCACAAGAAGAAGGCCUCGAGGACCAUCUACCUGAUCCUGCUCAUCUGCAUCCUGUGCUUCCUGCCUUAUCAUCUCACUCACCUACUCCACUUCCUGAUGAGGGUCCAGCUCAUCCAAAGUUGCCUGUUUACCAACUUAAUUUACAAAAUGCGCCGGGUCACUUUGGCCCUGGUCAGUUUCAACUGCUGCCUGAACCCCAUCCUAUACUACUUCACGGCUUCCAGCAAGCCAUGGCGGCUCGGCCUCAAGUUCAGAUCCAAAACCAAGGUUUAUACCAUCUGUGACAGAAAAUUCAAUGACUAUCCUUAUAAAAGCAAGCCAGCAGCAAGACCACCACCACCGCAAUUGAAUGAAAUGCCUUUUUUAAAACAAGGUCAGUAAGUGAUUCACCCACAGGUUACGGGUUCAAAUCCACCCGAACUUUGAGGAGGAGGAGUAUUCAGGUGAGAUCAGGUGGUGUCACUCCACUUCCUAGGAGACUAGAGUGUUAAUUGGCAAGGGUGGGCUCAGCAGACACCAUGAAGAUAAAACACAUUAGCAGAGGUGCCUGUGUUGUGUAUAAAUAGGACUUCAGUUUUCAGAGCUGUUGAUCCCAACUAAAGUGGGUCAAGAAUGUAUGGCAGUAUUUCCACUUCAAUGUUACUUAUUAAGCAGUACAAAAAAAAUCCUUUGUUUGGAAAGUGGUGACAUUGGAGGCUAAUUUCCAAAGUAAACAGAGCAGCUGGCUUUCUGCUAUUUAAAAUAUCCUUGUAGAAUAAGAACAAUUCCAGUCUCUGUGUAUAGCAUGAAAUAUUAGAUUAUUAAUAGUUGACAAAUUAUCUAAACUAAUGGACCUGCACCAGUACGGUUUGGUAUACUGACUACUUGACAGUCAUUUCAUCAUCUGUAGCCGCCUCUCAACUUUCUUAGGUAUCUUUGACUGAUCAAGGCCUGGGACUCAGGGCUAGGUUCUAAUCCCAGUUGCUUUGCAGGACAUUGGCACAUCAUUGAAUCUCUGCCCAUCUAUAAAACGGGAAUAGCUAAGCACCUGCGUGUUGUCCCUUUAUUUGCUGAACACUGUGAAAGUUAGCUUUGCUUUCUAUCUGAGGGAUGUCUUCUUGAUAAAAGGCCCCCUGGGGAGUACAGCACCUCAGCUUGCAUUCAGGCUUCUCAGCUAUUGUUUACAGCCGUGUAAGCAGUUACUUAUCCACUACUGCAUAUGCAUAAAUAUUAUGCUUAGUUUGAAUCCCUCAGGCCUACUUUUAACCCCCUAUCAGUGUUCUGUACUAUUCCAGCUGCCCCUAUGUUCAAUGCAGAAGUAACAAGAUAAUUGAAUCAUUUUGUUCACAUGCUUCAAAGGUGGCGGAGUGAAUUAAAAUGCUGUUAAGAGGAGCAUCUUCCUGUGCUGUUCGUAUGUAUGUUGAAAAAGCAAAGUGCUGGCACCAGAAUGUUUUUUAAUAUUACAAAAAUAAAUGUGAAUGGAAAGA
This is a messenger RNA of Mauremys mutica (yellowpond turtle), 5101 nucleotides long. RefSeq names its product lysophosphatidic acid receptor 6-like. NCBI's taxonomy places the organism in Eukaryota, Metazoa, Chordata, Testudines, Geoemydidae. Gene Ontology annotation, molecular function: G protein-coupled receptor activity; oxysterol binding. Gene Ontology annotation, biological process: G protein-coupled receptor signaling pathway. The transcript has 2 exons. Gene Ontology annotation, cellular component: membrane. The coding region runs from base 2949 to 4016 and encodes 355 amino acids. The record is from RefSeq and is a predicted model, not a curated record.